This is a messenger RNA of Rattus norvegicus (Norway rat), 418 nucleotides long. The record is from RefSeq and is a predicted model, not a curated record. Lineage: Eukaryota; Metazoa; Chordata; Mammalia; Rodentia; Muridae.
UAUCCCAGGAUUCUGCGCGGCGGCGUUCUUCCUGUCCGGCCGCCAUCGUGAAAGCUGCAGCCAUGGCCCUGCGCUACCCCAUGGCCAUGGGCCUCAACAAAGGCCACAAAGUGACGAAAAACGUCAGCAAGCCGAGACACAGCCGCCGCCGCGGGCGCCUCACCAAGCACACCAAGUUUGUGCGAGAUAUGAUCCGGGAGGUGUGCGGCUUCGCACCCUACGAGCGACGCGCCAUGGAGCUGCUCAAGGUGUCCAAGGACAAGCGAGCACUCAAGUUUAUCAAGAAGAAGGUGGGCACGCACAUCCGCGCCAAGAGAAAGAGGGAGGAACUGAGCAACGUGCUGGCAGCCAUGCGGAAGGCGGCGGCCAAGAAGGAUUGAUGACCCCUCCCCCAAUAAAAGAUGGUUCUUAAAAAAAA